AUGGCUCUGGCGCAUUCGAGGUGGCGGAUCGGUGACGGACAGAGCAUCGAUGUGUUGGAGGACCCAUGGGUGGAUGCACUUCCUCUGAGUCUAUGGCCGACGACGAUCAGUGUUGAGGCAGGGGCAGGACUUCGGGUCUCUGACCUGCUCAGGCCGGGGGAGGCAGAGUGGGAUGGCGAUAGGCUGGGCCAGCUAUUUGGGGAGCAUCUUGUGGAGCGGGUAAGGGCGAUCCCCCUUCCGGGAUCUGCAGGUCCAGAUGUCAGAGUUUGGAGCACUACCUGUCGAGCCAGUGCUGGGAUUGGUGAGGUUUCCCGGGUUCUUCAGCUGGGGUUACAGUCGGGCCUAGACUGUGGUUGGGUGUGGAGGUUCGGACUACACCAGAGGGUUGCCCUCUUCCUCUGGAAGGUGGCUUGGGAGCGGUUGCCGACAUGCUCAGUCUUGAGUAGACGUGGUAUGAGCCUGUCCCCCUUAUGUCUGGUUUGCGGGGUGGCCGAGUCAGUAGAUCAUGUACUAUUCCACUGCGAGAGGGCGAGAGGUGUAUGGAGGUUGACUGAGAUCCAGGGGGACGCCUGGAGCAGUAGGGUUAUUUUCCUGGAGAUAGUUCGACAUUGGGCUGGUGAUCCUCACAUGCGGAGAUUAGCCAUUAGGGCGUCUUGUACAGCAUAUCAGAUAUGGCUGGCCAGGAACGCCCGGGUGUUUGGGGAGCGGCGGCUAUCCCAGCGUUUUGUGAUGGAGCGGGCCUGUGCCCAAGCUGAUGAGAUUAUCUAUGUAGAGUCUGCUCAUAGACCUUUGAUAGCUCGGGACACCUGGGGCUCCCACAUUGCUUCGGCAGCUCCGCAUCGGGUAUUCUUUACCUGGGAGCCCCCACCCCCGAGUUUCCUCAAGGUUAAUUUCGAUGGCUCUGUCUUGGACGGUGGCAGGAGGGGAGGGGCCGGAUUUAUUGUCAGGGGCCCCGGCGCUGAUGCGAUGGCAGCUGGAGGCUGUCAGAUUUUUGAUACUUCGGUUCCAGGGGCGGAGCUGCACGCGGCCUGGAUGGGUCUGUCUUAUGCGCGGCGGGUGCUCCACGCGAGCUCGAUCCUGCUCGAGGGUGACUCAGCUACGGUGGUCAGCUAG
Phoenix dactylifera (date palm) is the source of this 1113-nucleotide messenger RNA. NCBI's taxonomy places the organism in Eukaryota, Viridiplantae, Streptophyta, Magnoliopsida, Arecales, Arecaceae. The record is from RefSeq and is a predicted model, not a curated record.